Messenger RNA from Drosophila takahashii, 1304 nucleotides. RefSeq lists its product as uncharacterized. Lineage: Eukaryota; Metazoa; Arthropoda; Insecta; Diptera; Drosophilidae. The record is from RefSeq and is a predicted model, not a curated record.
GCAGGCCGGGAGUUUGUCAGUUGGCACGUUCGAGUUGGUUUUCAGUUGCUUCGACUACACAGACACACAAAAUUACCCCCGAAAAAGCUGACAAAAUGUCGACGAUAUGCGCCGAGUCCCAGCAGAGGCACUUCGUCACCCGGAGCAGUUAUGAGGGCGCCUGGGACAGGCUGGUGAAUGUGAUGGACGGAUUCGGUAGCUAUCGCUAUCCGGAUGGCAGCGAGUAUCGCGGCAGAUUCCACCAGGGUCAGUUCCAUGGCUUCGGGCACCUAAGACUGGCACAACCCUAUCGCUUCACGGUGAAGGGAGAAUUCGAGCAUGGUCGCCUGGUGACGGUGGAGGACAUGUGGUUCUCCGACGGCCUGCAUGUCGAGGGCAGGUUCAACGAGAUGAAGCUGGAGUGCGACAAUUGGGACUAUUUGACGCCCGGCGAUCGGCGCUAUCAUGCCGAGCGUCGUUAUGGCCAACAGCCGGUGGGCCCGACGGCCUUUAUUACGGCCAAAAUGCUGCCCAGGGAAAUACCGCCGGAUUGCUACGAUGUCGAGGAGGGCAUGUUCAACAGUAAGACCUGCUGGAUGACGGAUCGACCGGGCCCGUUUCGCAGCCGAAUGUACGUGGGCUGUCAGCAGGAUAAGGAUUUUAUCAAGCGUCAUUGUAGGAAGGCUCGAACCGCGCAUGUUAUUGAACCACCCGCCGACUUUUGCCGCCGCAUUAUAGCCAACAAUUUGGCCACGGAACGGGCUCAGCUCCGAAGGACUGCCAUAUAUGCGCCCAAUGGCGAGGUGAAUCGCAAGCGGUACUACCACAAGCUGACCAAGAAGCGGGGUCAGUCGACGAAGGAGCCGCUGCAAACCACUCGCAGGAAGUCCAUGCCGCCCAAUGAUCCCGCCUGGGAUACGGAGAUGUGUGUGAGGGCCUACGCCAGGAUGCUUGACAAGCGACAUCAGGAUCAGCAAGAGUACCUGAAGAAGCAUCCUUGUGCCAAAAUAGAGGAGGUUAAAAGACCUCGCCAAUGGACGAGCACCUCGGAUGUUCGCAAUCCCGACUCGGGCGGCGCCUCCAGCUGUCAGUCCGAUAGCUUUGGCGAGGACUCACUGCCCCUGGAGGUUCCGGAAACCUACCGAUCGGCCCUCGCCAUGAUGCAAAAGCGACCUGCGGACAACAUCAAUGUGGUGCAGUCCAAUCUGAUUCGCCACAACAGCUACUUGGAAAUGACGCGCUCCAUUUUCGAGCUGUAGAUCGCGAGGAUUGUCUUGUUUAUAUGUAUUUUCCAAUUUAAAAUUUUAGUUAACGCCGCGUUGGAG